This is a messenger RNA of Gryllus bimaculatus (two-spotted cricket), 395 nucleotides long. The record is from the annotation of a GenBank genome assembly. NCBI's taxonomy places the organism in Eukaryota, Metazoa, Arthropoda, Insecta, Orthoptera, Gryllidae.
GCAGAAAGAUCGACAAAAAAUGUGGCCCUUACGGUACACUUGUAGCGGGAAGGCUAGGGAGCAACAGUCUUCCCCGAAAUAAAACGUAAAUUUUAUUUGCGGCAAUUGUCGAGGCCUUCCCUGACUGACAUUGCAUGGUAACCGGUACCACCUGAUGAAGAACGUGUCGGAUGAUGAACCCCAACACAGCUAUGGGCAAUCGACACUACAUUUGCAGUGUUCACAGUGUGCAUAGAGAAAGGCAAUCUAAGCAGGAGAUUGAAGAUGUUGGAGAGGAGCGAGAAUCAACUCAGGAUCUAUCUGGAGCCUACAAGACAUCAGAUCUUCAGGCCAAGCUGAUACGAAUCAUCUGUGAAGUGGGCUUCAUGAGGGUGAAAAUCACCUCACAGAAACAG